Molecule: messenger RNA, 2904 nt
Organism: Trichomonas vaginalis G3
Lineage: Eukaryota; Parabasalia; Trichomonadida; Trichomonadidae
Exons: 1
Coding region: 1-2904 (967 amino acids)
Source: RefSeq, a predicted model, not a curated record
AUGACAGCAGCUGCUUCUCCAUCUUCAGGAAGCCAACCCUUUUCUAAUGUACUUGAUAGGAUAUCACUCAAGCGUCCAAAAGUCAUGGAAUUGGAAGGAAAUGUCUGUUUUUCUGAUGAAAAUAUUUUUCAAUUUAAAGAAAAUACAGUAGAACUUUACGACAAAUAUUACCACAAGAUAAAAGAAUCUCCACGCAAAGAAUUAUCAAAUGGAAAUUUAUUCAUCAAAUCAUCACGCAAUUCUACAUCAAAUUACUUAUUUACAUUUGAUUCUCAGACAGUGAGAUUGUAUAAAAACGAUCUAACAAUGAUAUUUGAAAAACCAUUUCAAUUUAUUAUCCAAGAUGUUGCAAUUUUCCCGAACAUUAACAACAUUACAAUACUUAUUUUAGCAUCUAACUCGGUUUUCUUGCUAGAGAAUGACAAAAUCAAUAAAAUUUCACCAGAUAACCAAAAAAUCGAUGAUAUCUGCGUUUUUAUUAAUAAUAACUAUCUUUAUAGAGAAGAAAGAACGCUCCAUAUCAAGAACAUUAAAAACAAUGAAGUUUCAAGUGUAAGUAUCGAUAUUCCAAAUUCCCGCAAUAUUAUCAAGCUCUAUUCACUCAACAAAACACAGGCUUGCGUUAUAUCACAAGACAAAAUAAAACUUAACGAAAUUACAAGCCAAAUUUUUGAAUUUAAUGAAAUAGGCAAAUACCAAGCAUCAAUUUCUAUUAAAUCAACUCUGAAACAGCCACUUAAAGGAGAAAUCAAUACGGUAUCGCUACCAAACUCCAGCCUUUCCUGUGUUUAUUCUACAGAAAUUAAUUUCUUGAAAUUCUUUGAAAGUCCAGAACUAUUCAAAUUUAGCGAAAUCGAAGUACUUUCUCUGAUUCCGCUUACAACUUUUGAAAAAAUUGAAAUUUUGUCAGAAAAAUUUGUUUUAAUCAAAAAGAAAGAAGGAACAAACAAAAAGGAAUACACUAUAUUCCAAAUUGGCCAUAAUGAAAACACAAUUCCAAGCCCUUAUCCACUCAAAACUGAACAAAAACAAAUUCGAAUUUUACCAAAGGUUGUUCAGGCCGAAAUUGAUUACUCUACCCCUACAUAUGAACAAGUUCCAGCUCCUGAUACGAAUUGUCAGCAAGAACCUCCACAAAAAGAAGAAUCACCAGUUAAAGCUGAACCAGUCAAAGAAAUCGCACCACAACCUGCUCAAAAGGAGACACAACCACCAGAAGUUGUUCCUGAACCUCAGCCUGCUCCACAAGUUGCAAAUCCUGUACAAGUCCAACAAAAUCAAGUCCAAGUACCAGUUGCAUUCGAUUACGAGAACUUCUCCAACAUAAUUAUGCAGCAUUUACGCCCAGAAUUCGCUAACUACCUUAGAGAAGUUGUCGUUAUUCCAGAUAUCGUUUCCAAAGUUAGCAACGAGUUGAAACCAAUAGUAGAAAAAUCACUUAACGAUGCACUCUCAGAAAUCAAGGCCACAAAUGACAAAGUUAAUUCAUUUAUCAGCGAAUUCAAGGCUGGAAUUGUCAAUGCUGUUAAUAAAACUAAGAAUUCCCACCAACACGAGACAGAGGAAGUAGUUGAAUCAGAAAUUGACAAAGUUCCAGAAAAUCCAAACCCAUUACAACAGACAAUUGACAAAGAAACCCUCGGAAACCCAGAUAUUUUGGGAAGCAGCUACGUAUUCCUUCCGAAAUCCAAAGUUUCGAAGAAUUCGGAAAAUAUUGAAAUUUCUAUUUCCCAGUUUUCUCCAUAUUUCAUCAUAAAAAUUGGAGAAUAUGCAGGAAUAUACGCAUUAGAGUACAGACAAGUCUUCGAUGAAGAGCUUAUCUUGAAACCAGAUGAGAUGCCCCCAGGAAAGAAGCUUAUUGUCAACUUACUUGAUUCUAAGAAUAUUAAAGAUCUCCAGAGUGCUCAUAUUGCCCCAUCAAAGAGAGGAACUUUCGCAUGUUUGGCAAAUAAUACUCAUUUGCGCCUCUUGGACGUUAAAAAUGACACGAAUAUUGAGUUAAAACUCCCAGAAGAAGGUUCUGACAUUGAAAAAGUCCUAUCUAUGCCAUCAAUUCCCGAAAUUUAUUUAUUAAUUAACUCAUUCCUUUAUUCUAUCUCAGAUAUUCGCCUUAAGAAGUAUGCUAAAAUCAAGGUUUAUGAUUUUGCAUUGACAAAAGAAGGAAAACCGAUCUUUGUAAGCACAGAAGGAAAGAUUUACAACGGAAACACGAAAUUCCAUAUAUUACCAUCACAAUCCUCAUUGUUAUACUUCUCUAUCAUUAGAGGAGAUAUCCUUUUGGUCGUUUUCAAGAUAGAAAAUUUGAUUUUCAUGAGAACAAUUUCAAUUACCGGCCAAAGAGAGAUAGAAACCAAUAUAAUAUAUAAGGAACCAUACGAAAACAUAUAUUUCGCUUCAAGUUUGUACAGUUCCUUUGUUUGUGUCUGGAUUAAAGCAAAAGGUAGUUCAAGAGGCGAUAAUUACAUUUACAACUUUUACCUUUGCGAAUCCAACACAAUCAAGAGGGUGAAAUACGAAGAUCCUCCAAUCGCUCCAUGCUACGAUGAUGAAGACACAACAAUGAAGAUGAGCUCAUUUACUUUUAUUAACCCUGGAACAAUUGUUUCCGAGAAAAACUCAGAAGAAAUGGAAUUUUCAAAGUUCGAUCCAGAAACAGAACCAAUUUUGUUCGCUUCUGGUGAAUGCAACUUUGAAUAUGCCGAAGUAAUCAAAGAUGACGAAGAUGCCAAUCCACUACUUCAAGACCAUGAAAUUAUCAGAGUUUCUGCAUGGCAUGUUCAACAAAUUUCGUUUGAAAAAGUUGAAAAUGACGAAAAUGUUCUAGUUGAAGAAGAAAAUCCAAGUGAGAAUGUUAAGAGAAUUCCAAGGACAAAGAUAAUGAGAAGGAGAAUCCCAAAUUAUUAA